Odontomachus brunneus is the source of this 1526-nucleotide messenger RNA. RefSeq lists its product as uncharacterized. The record is from RefSeq and is a predicted model, not a curated record. NCBI's taxonomy places the organism in Eukaryota, Metazoa, Arthropoda, Insecta, Hymenoptera, Formicidae. Bases 207 to 857 code for a protein of 216 amino acids. The transcript is spliced from 4 exons.
ACCGUACGUGCUGUAGACAUAAAUAAACGUGCAUCAACACGCGAUUACACAUGUUAACGCGCAAAGGCUUUAACAUGCCUUCAACACGUACAAUAUGAUAAUAAGGUUAUUAAAACCAUGAGGAGUCCCGCAUCACGUAUUAAAUAGUGCGACGAGCACCUGAGUGAUCGAAACUGACAACGAAAUAAUAAACAACUAUAUGAAAGAUGCAUCUACGUCAAGCCGCGCUGAAUCUAAUGAUAGCAGCAAUUAUGUGCAAAAUCUCGUGGGCCAGCAUGCAGUGCAAAACAAUUGUAAUGGAUAUACACAUGAAAAAGUGUAGGCUCGGUGCUAGAGCCAAAAGGGAUGUUGAAAGACUCGAUCUGUUAAAACAUGAUGAGAAGCUGAAGAGAAAGGAAGGUCCCGACUACUUUUCGAAAAUGAACAAUGACCCAAUGUAUUUUCACGGUGUCCCGCAAAAAAGGCAGUUGACAUAUUCGCCACAAGUUGACGAUAUUGCUGUGCCGAUCGUGAUGGAUGCUUUGAACCGUGCCGCGCAAGCUUACUUCUCAUUUAAUGCAGGAUAUUACAAUCGCGCUUUGAGUUCGACAGGACACUCCCUUGGUUGGUCGGAUUAUCCUUCUAUCACAACACGUCCGCUGGUUGCGUCCUCUCUCUACACGGCUUUUAGCGACGACUUCGAUCUCGAUUUGAAUUCUGAAGAAUUGGAGGAGCUAUACGAUAAUAUCUACAAAAGAGUACCGAGAGCUUCGAAAGAUGAAGCUUGGAGGAUUUUUCUGGAAACAGCAUCCAAGUGCUGCCAAAAUGUCGACAAGUGCUUGAAGGAAACUGUGCACAUACCCUGUCUAGUACUCUAGCUGGAAGAACUUAUUUGAAUCAUUUGGAGAAAGUCAGGCUACAGAAGAUAUAAGGAGCUGAGAAUUUGUCCAGUCGACAAGAUUGCAAGCAACAAUAACACGACCAUUGAACUAUAACCACAUUGGAAAAUUCACUUCUUUAUUCUCGAGCGGUCAGAAAGAGAUAGUUGAGUGGGGACGGUGCACCUUUGUCUAACCAACUCAAGGUACCACGUGACUUAAUGUAUUACCCACUCUGAAAACAUUAACCUCCACACAUAUUUCCCACUUGGGCUGCGUUCGAAAACGUCACUCGAGUACUCUCACUCUCUUUUUAUCUCUUGUAUUUCGCUCAUUCUACCGGCUAUCAUCUAGUAGUGUGCACACAGUGUGUUUCCGAACGCAACCUUGACGUUACUUCAACGGCAUGUAUUUAUGACGGUUGCUUUAGAUAACGCGCACUAGCAACGACAACAGUUUUAUCUUAUCAAGUAGUACCGGUCAGUUUGUUGCUCACAUUUCGGAAUUGAUAUUUUUAGUCACGGUAGUUUACACUUGACACUGAAAUAUAUAGUACCUGUGCUGGGAUUCUGUAAUUCGUUAUUGGAAUUAACGACAGUUUCGUUAUCGUUGCGCAGCUUUUCUACAGUAUACAAAAGCUGCGCAACGAUAACAAAACUGUCGUUAACU